Molecule: messenger RNA, 5761 nt
Organism: Oxyura jamaicensis (ruddy duck)
Lineage: Eukaryota; Metazoa; Chordata; Aves; Anseriformes; Anatidae
Gene: RCOR1
Product: REST corepressor 1
Exons: 12
Coding region: 3-1367 (454 amino acids)
Biological process (GO): negative regulation of DNA-templated transcription; regulation of transcription by RNA polymerase II
Cellular component (GO): transcription regulator complex; histone deacetylase complex
Molecular function (GO): transcription corepressor activity
Source: RefSeq, a predicted model, not a curated record
CCAUGAUCGAGAAGGGCCCGGAGGUGUCGGGGAAGCGGCGGGGCAGGGCUAACAACCCCGCUGCCGGUGGUGGCGGCGGAGGUGGCGGCGGAGGGGGAGGCGGUAAUAACGGGAAUAACAAAAGUUUGGCCGCCGCCCCCAACGGGAACAGCAGCAGCAACUCCUGGGAGGAGGGCAGCUCGGGCUCCUCCAGCGAUGAAGAGCACGCCGGCGGCGGCAUGAGGGUCGGGCCGCAGUACCAGGCGGUGGUCCCCGACUUCGACCCCGCCAAACUUGCAAGACGAAGUCAGGAGAGAGAGAACCUCGGCAUGCUGGUCUGGUCACCUAAUCAGAAUCUCUCUGAAGCAAAAUUGGACGAAUACAUUGCCAUUGCUAAAGAGAAGCAUGGAUACAAUAUGGAGCAGGCUCUCGGGAUGCUGUUUUGGCACAAGCACAACAUCGAGAAGUCUCUGGCAGAUCUGCCAAACUUUACUCCAUUCCCAGAUGAGUGGACAGUGGAAGACAAGGUCUUGUUUGAACAGGCCUUCAGUUUCCAUGGGAAAACCUUUCACAGGAUCCAGCAGAUGCUUCCUGACAAAUCAAUAGCCAGCCUGGUGAAAUUUUACUACUCCUGGAAGAAGACAAGGACUAAAACUAGCGUGAUGGACCGUCAUGCUCGUAAACAAAAAAGGGAACGUGAGGAAAGUGAGGAUGAAAUGGAGGAAGCAAAUGGAAAUAACCCUAUUGAUAUUGAAGUUGAACAAAAUAAGGAGAGCAAAAAGGAGGUGCCACCUGCUGAAACCAUUCCUCAGGUGAAGAAGGAGAAGCACAGUACACAGGCCAAGAACAGAGCAAAGAGGAAACCUCCCAAAGGAAUGUUCCUCUCUCAAGAAGAUGUGGAGGCUGUUUCUGCCAAUGCGACAGCUGCUACCACUGUACUCAGACAACUGGAUAUGGAAUUAGUCUCAAUCAAGCGACAGAUUCAGAAUAUUAAACAGACAAACAGUGCUCUCAAAGAAAAACUUGAAGGUGGGAUAGAACAAUACAGACUUCCAGAGGUUGUUCAGAAAUUUAAUGCACGCUGGACCACAGAUGAGCAGCUUCUUGCUGUGCAAGCAAUCAGGAAAUAUGGCCGAGACUUUCAGGCAAUCUCUGAUGUGAUUGGAAACAAAUCUGUGGUGCAAGUGAAAAACUUUUUUGUAAAUUACCGACGUCGUUUCAACAUAGAUGAAGUUCUACAGGAGUGGGAGGCAGAGCACGGCAAAGAGGAGACAAAUGGAACCAAUAGCCAGAAGCCUGUAAAAUCCCCCGAUAAUUCCACUAAAAUGUCCGAAGAGGAAGAUGAGGCUACUUCUGUUCUUGAUGUCAGAUAUGCAUCUGCUUCGUGAGAAGGUGCUGUAGCCUAGAACAAUUUGUGUUGACUACUGUGUUAUCCAGGAUAUCAGGUAUUAGCAAACCUCAGACAGCCAUCUGCAUCAUAUCUGUGGACAAGCAGCUAUUACCAAAAAAAGGCAAACGCUUCCAGUCCUGUGCUACAUCUGCCUUAAUCUCCCCUCAUUCCUCCAUACUGCCUCCACUUUCUUUCAAAAGCACCCAGGUAGCUCAGCUCUCCAUUUCAUCAACGUCCUGCUUAAGCAUGAGGAUUUCUAGAACCAGUAACACCUGUCUGUAAUUUUGACCAACCUGCAAAACCAGGAGCUCCUGAGCAGGCCCCACAGUAACUCUACAUGUUAGGAGUUCUUAUAAUACUUGGUCCGUAGGGUAUGAGUACGUACUGCUGCAUGGCCUUGUGGUCUCCGCUUCCUGUGUAUUCUUAAGAUGACACUAUUGUUAGUGAGCUUUCUAUAAAGGAGAGGCCUGCGCACAUGCCAGUGGUGUCAGGUUUGUUCUGAAAUGACAGGGCAUGUUAACAUGCGAUCUUGAACAACGCAAAGCGAUAGGAAAUUCUAUUGCUAAGGUUUGGUCAGUCCAAGGUUGUAAAUGUAACUCAUUACACUUCUGGUUUGUGCAAUUCUUUCCACUGUAUUUGUGUGUUCUUGCUUCAUAGAAAGCUCCCUAAUUGAGCAUUUUUAUUCCUUUAUAUUUUAAUGGCUUUUAUUUAGUGCAAAAGGGAAUACGUAACCUGAAACUGUUUGAUAUGCUAUUUAACCCCUGGCAUUCAGCAUUUGCAUUGUAACUUGUUAAAUGAGUGCUACACAACUUUCUUUUUCCUGAUCCUCUGUGGGAUUAAGUCAAAGCAACUUUCUCUGGUGCCUCUCCUUUUUGGAAUAUGUGCCUUUUUACAUUUGGCUACCAUAGGUCACUUUCUGUCCCAGUGUCUCAUUCCUCUUCAGAGCGCUGUUAGCCAAAGACAUCAAACUACUUCUCCCAGUGGAAAUCUGGGCAAGGGUUGGAGCAUGAAAUUCAACCUUAAAGUAGUUUUUGGUCUCUUGGAAGUUCAAUGGAGAAGAACCGGGUUAAUUUCAUUGGCCAUUUAAACCCCUCUGAAGCACACAUUGCUUUCAUGUUCUGAACCAAAAUAUGCAAUUUAAAAUCUAAGAGGUGCUUUUCCAAAUACUUGGUGCAUGCAGCUUUCAGAUCCCCAGCCCUCUGCUCAGAUCUGUUCUGUGGCCUGUCCAGCUGGCUUGAACUGGAGCUGUUCUUGGAAGUCCUGCGUUAGGACUUUGCACCUUGAACAGGGUGGUUGACUGCUGAGCAGACAGUAUUUAGAGAAGCUAGAAGCAGCAGUAUUACUCUUCUCCUGAUGGGAAGCUGCAAGAUAACACUAGUCACAAAGCAUUUAAAAAUGGUUAAUUUAAUGAUGUGGUAAGAAACCAAUGGGUGUCUUUGCAGAUGGAAAAAGGACCUUUUUUGCACCUCUUCCUCGACAGAGGAUUCGAGCCAGGGUGGCACACAGCAGCGUGAAGCACCAGCCUCUUUUAACACAACCUGAUAUGAGCUAGCCCGCGUCCUGACCCGCAGCUGAGGUGCUGCAUCGGGGGCUGGCUCAGAACUUGGUGCUGAUGUUUGAGCUGCUGGGCCGUGCUGUGGUGUAUGCCAUGGUGGCUCCGUCCUCUGACCCUAAACCAACUAGGUUAAUGUCAGAGAGCUGUGACAGCACCUCCGUCUGUGUGGACACAACCCAAGAAAAGGCAGGGGAGCUUCCCUCAGUUACUGCCAAGGUUACAUCUUCCUCGGACCUUGUGUGGGGAAGGUGAUUCAGCAUCAGAAAUCAAGCUGUGACGCACAGGCGAAGGAGCAGAUGAGCAUUUCUUAGGGCAAGCUACAGUGUUCAGCCCAGAAGGGGCCUAUUUCAGCCGCUCCUGCAGCUAUUUCUGAGCAGCUUCAUUCUGGUAGCUCCAGAGAGAUCCUUUGAGGUGAUGAGGGGAUGGAAGGGAGCUAUUCCCUGUCCUCCGUUGGAGACCUGUAGUCACUUACGGUGACCCAAGUUUGUGGCAGCAUCUCUAUAGCUGUCUGUGUGACAUGGCAGCUCUGAGGGUGGACCUGCAUGCGUUCCUUCAGCCCUGCACCAGUUGGAGUUGGGAGCCUCCUGUGGGAGAGGACACUAAUCAUUAGCCAGUGUGAAUCGGGAUUAAAGCUGGGCAAAUAGCACUGCGAAUUCAGCUGGUAGUUCUGGUGGAAAGAAAUGCCGCUCAUUAGAAAUAUUCCAGCAUUAAACUUCUCGCUGGUAGGUCCACGCCAGUGGGAGAGGAGUGCGUAAACCUGAGUCCCAGCAGGUGAAAUUCUUCACGUAGGGCUUCUGCUGGCGAGUUAGUUACCUGUGAGGACUUCUCAUCGGUUUUUGCCCUCAAAUCUGUCCAUCUUACGAUCAGAAAAGUUGUGUUUUGGCUUCAUCCCCAAGGGGUAGGGGGAAACAUGUAUAAUUCAUGAUAUUAGGAAGAAAAAAGUUGUUAAAUUACUUCUCAGUUGACAGCUAUCUUAUUGUAGUCGAUACAUACAAUAUAAUAGCACUGUAUUUUAAACGUUUAGUUUUUUACAUUCUCUUUAACUAUGUUUUUAAAUGCGAUGAAAUCAUCUUAGCUUUUGAAAGUUUAAAUGGUUUGGUCUUGUUUAGGUGAAGACCCUCUCUUUCUUUUAUAAAUGGAUCAAGCAUUAGAUACAUCAACUGGUUGCAUUCUGAUUAGAAGGGUCCACAAAGAUAACUGCGUAAGAUAGAAUAUUCACUUAAAUUUUGUUUCUUAAACUAUCAAUGUGAAUGUCAUAAUUAUAUAUAUUUUGUGGAAAAUGGGAAAUUAUUUCUCCUAAGUAUAAGUUAUUGUGCAAAAUAUGGUAUCGUUAAAGAAAAUGAUAGUUUAAGUUUUAGUUUUUAGAAAUCUUAAAGAUAUAAAAGUGUAUUGCAUAUGCAUAAACAAAUUUCAUUUGUUCUAUUUAAUUUUUAUGUAGUUGUGUAAAGUGCUAGGUAACUUCUUUUUUCGCUUAUCCAUUAAAACAACCUUGUUACUUGAAUAUUCGUGUUUAACUGGUUUGAAACAGUGAUCAACUUUUGUAAUAUAAUCUUAUAACCAAGGGAAAAAAAAUACAUGCCUCAGUUGUGCUUAACAAUAUAGCAACAAUGUACAAUCAGAUGCUUAAGACCAUAGUAGCCAUAACUGGUAGUGCAGCCACAAUGGUUGUCUUGAUAUAUUUAAUACCAAUGGGGAUAACAAAAUCGUAAUAUAUUUUUACAAGUUUGCAACCAGGAAGACCCCAUAAAUAUUCACUAGAACACUUUUUUAAUAGUUACAGUAAGAGUAAAACUCUUAAUCUCUUAAAGCAAUGUCCUGACAAACAUUUUUCUUUCCUGUACAAAGACAUCUGAAACAUUAUGUAUUAAAAUAUGCUCAUUGUCACUUUAAAUUUCAGUUAUUAUUAUCUAAAUCGCUAAAAUGCUGUUGGUAUUCUUGCACACCAAAUAUGAGCCAAACAGUGCAUUACACUAACUUGAUCACUGGGUUUGUGAACAUAAAUCCCCAAGUCAGUGAAGCGCAAAAAUGUCCUAAGAGAUUUUUUUUCUGAUUACGCGUUUUUUCAGAUCUGUAUAAAAUUAUGCAUACCCCAUUCAAUGAUGAAUGGCCUGAUACUUACUCUUUAAAAAAAUAUAAAUAAAAUCAUUUUAUGAGCUCCAGCUUGUCUUCAGCAAGUCAAAAUCUAGUGAUCUUGUGCAAUGCCCCUGAAGCAAAUACUUUCUGCCACUCCCUGGAUUAAUGCAGCUUUUCCUGUUGAUAGUAAAGCACAAUUGCAGUGAAAGUUACAGUUCAGAAGAUGGAAGGUCAGUAUAGUCUAUGCAUGUUGUAUAAUAAUGAGUGUUUACAUUCAUAUUCUCCUAAAAUAAAAUUUAUACUGGAGUGUAUAGUAUUCCAUUAUGUAGAUUUUAUCAAUUUUGUUAACUGCUUAUAGAUUGCUUAAAAGAAGUUUUUUCAAGAUUUUAAAAGAUGUAUAAGGUUAAGUUUGCAAAUAUAAUGGAAAUGCUGUAUAGCUUUUGAAGUGAUAAAAUACUCGUUGGGAUUUUAAAGAAAGUAUGUUGUAAUAAUGCUGUUGUAAGUAAUAUUUUAAAUGUCUUUUUUGCCUGUUUUCUAUUAUUCAGCACACUUACUGUGAUGAAUGUUCAUAGCAUUAUAAAACUGCUUAGCCACUGAAAAGUAACAUUUGGUUUUGAAUUAUUUUACUGUAUGAGGAAUUAUAGUGGGGUAAAUUCCUUUGUGAAAUUCUACAUAAUUCAUUUUUCUAUGAUUUCCAAUGUUUGCUGACAUCAAAUAAAAUUUUUUCAAGCCAUUGAUGUAAUAAAAUAUGUAGUAAAACAUUA